CUUGUUAGAUACCUCCAGAGAACUCUUUCUCUUUCAAAAUUAAAGUUUUUAUCUUUUAUAGUUAUUCAAAUUGAAGCUCUCUCAGUCCCUCCCUUUCUCUCUCUUCUUUUUUCUUUUUUACUGGUUCUUGAGAAGAUUCAACUGCUGAAGGGAAGAUAGAUCAAAGGUUGGAAUAAAUUAGUGGCAUUCAAGUGUUUGGUUAUCUGCUUUAUUUUCUUUUCAAGGUGUGGGGUAAUGAGAAGAUAGAAGAAGAUCAAAGGGUUCUUUUGUAAAUCAUGGAUCAACGGGAAAAAACACAGCAGCAGCAGCAGCAACAGCAACAGCCUGUGAUGGGAGUUGUACCUGGUGCUGGGCAGAUGGGCUAUUCUACUGCUUACCAAACUGCUUCCAUGGUCGCUUCUGGCACUACAGGAGUAGCUGUCCCUAUACAAACUCAGCCUCCUGCUACUUUCUCUAGUUCUCCACAUCAACUUGCCUACCAACAAGCUCAGCACUUCCACCACCAACAGCAGCAGCUUCAAAUGUUCUGGGCUAACCAAAUGCAUGAAAUUGAGCAAACAGCAGAUUUCAAGAAUCACAGUCUCCCACUUGCUCGGAUAAAAAAGAUAAUGAAAGCAGACGAAGAUGUGCGGAUGAUAUCAGCGGAGGCUCCUGUAAUUUUUGCAAAAGCUUGCGAGAUGUUCAUCUUGGAACUGACUUUACGCUCUUGGAUCCAUACAGAAGAGAACAAAAGGAGGACACUACAGAAGAAUGAUAUAGCAGCCGCUAUUACGAGGACUGAUGUCUUUGAUUUCUUGGUUGAUAUUAUUCCAAGGGAUGAGUUGAAAGAGGAAGGACUUGGGGUCACCAAGGCUACUAUUCCUUUAGUUGGUUCACCUGCUGAUAUUCCUUAUUACUAUGUCCCACAGCACCCUGUGGGAUCCCCAGGGAUGAUAAUGGGAAAGCCAAUUGAUCAAGCUGCAUUGUAUCCUGGCCAGCAGCCUCGACCGCCCAUGGCUUUCAUGCCAUGGCCUCAGGGUCAGCCACAGCAGCAGCAAUCUGAACAGCAGCAAAGCGAUUCUUGAUUUGCCUGAUGCAUUGUAGCUGGUUCGCAGCAGUGAAAUUUCCAAGCAAUUAAAUCAAACACUGCUUUAUCUAUAGUUAGGUUGUUGUAGCGGUAGGUUAGGCACAAGCUGUAACAUUGAGAGUUGAUGAUGCCAGUUUCAAUCAAUGGCAGCUUUAACAUGUCAUUUGCUGUUGGUUUAUGAUGUUUGCUUGAAAGAAGCAUGUUCCUGGCCAUUAGAUUAUUAGCUCUGCUUGAGCGGGUAUAGUUUCCAAAGGGUUUUAUUGAAGACGCUUGUUAGUUGUAAUUGGUAAAGCUUGGUACUGCCCUAGAGACGAUCGAAAUUUAUUUCGUGCUUUUCCGGGUUCAAAGAAAAAUAUCACUUAUUUGGUUAUAUAAUAUUACCAUUUAAAUUUUUUUUAA
Molecule: messenger RNA, 1465 nt
Organism: Gossypium raimondii (Peruvian cotton)
Lineage: Eukaryota; Viridiplantae; Streptophyta; Magnoliopsida; Malvales; Malvaceae
Product: nuclear transcription factor Y subunit C-2
Exons: 3
Coding region: 276-1064 (262 amino acids)
Biological process (GO): regulation of DNA-templated transcription
Cellular component (GO): nucleus
Molecular function (GO): DNA binding; protein heterodimerization activity; DNA-binding transcription activator activity, RNA polymerase II-specific
Source: RefSeq, a predicted model, not a curated record